Messenger RNA from Xyrichtys novacula (pearly razorfish), 12500 nucleotides. The record is from the annotation of a GenBank genome assembly. Lineage: Eukaryota; Metazoa; Chordata; Actinopteri; Labriformes; Labridae.
AGCGUUUGAGCGCCAUUUCAUUGCGGAGUUGAACAGUGGUGUGUCGGUGGAAGUGCAGCAGCGUCAACAGCGGUGGAAAAUUCGGACUGUAACAACACCCCGCCUUCAGCGCGAUGGAAGCGGCAGUCAACCCGCCUCACGACAGGUAAAAAUCUGCCUUUUACACCUGAAGAAUCCUGACCAACGGUUAACGGCGCACUUAGACGUUAGCACCCUUUACCGUUAGCACCAUCACCAUAACAACGCUAGCAGAGGUUGAUUUGAGGUGUUUUUAGCUAGCGUCUGCGGCGACUCAGCUGACAAUGACUUGCUUAAUCUCUGCAAAAGUGCAGCCGAGUUUACAGACGCGUACUUUCGCGGAGGUCUUAGCUUCACUGGAGACCGGGCACAAAGAAGGCGGAUGACAGCUGCAUCCCCAGCGGCUGGUUCAACCGGCUGCUCCCCGCCGGCUCUCUGUCAGCCGGUGUUCCGGUGUUAACGGUGACCGUGUAAACCGGCGACUCCAGCCGAACGCGUCUGUUGUUGUCGUACUUGUCAGUUGUUGAUAGCGUCCUUGCGAGUGCUUCUUGGUCAGCUUUUUAUAUAAAACACAACUAACGGUUGUUUUUGUUUUCCACUAGAAUAAACCAAAAGGCAUUCAUUAGGUCCCGUUUUGUGUUUUAACGGCUUGUUGUAACUACGACAACCAGCGACGCAUCCUGCUUGAGUCGCCAGAUCCCAGGGUCACUCUUUAAACCGAAACACGUUAAUCCUGCUGUGGUGAGACAGUCGCAUAAUAUAACCGUUAAUACGAACCAUGUCCAAUAUGUCUUAAACUCGCAGCAGUUUGAGGUAAAAAUGCAGCUUUAUUAGACUUUGACAGGUAUCAUUCCUGCUCACCAACCUCAGCUAACAGCUUAGCUUCUGUCUCCUGUUCUGUGAAUCAAACAUCUGCAUACCCCUGACAGGAGUCUGUGAAUGACGGGCUAUUAUUUUUGGGCUUUUUUUGCAGUUUAACCAUCAAACUAUGAUGUAUUUUAAAGGAAAAGUCCCCGUCUGUCAGUCGCCCAUGUUAUUACAAGGCAGUGUUUACAAACAGGGAGGGCGGGGCUCCGGACCACGCGAUCACCAGCUGUUGGGGAGCAGAUCCAGGAGUCUGACUUUUCAUUGUUUUGGUUUCACAUAUAGGCAUUGUAGUAACCUUUAGGCUCGAUUGUAUGAGAGAUAAUGCCUUUUAGUAGUAGUAGGAAUUUGAAUCGAAUUACAUGGAGUUGAAAAAUAACAACUAAUCGUUACUAUAAUCGAUUAAAAAAUCACUAAUAGAUGAUUUCAGCUCUCAGUAUAGGGACUAUAGGACUAUGUUGUUAGGUGAAGUAAUAAUCUAAUGCAUUUUAGAUUGUUUCAUUUAAGUACAUGACUUUAGCCUGAUAUGAAAGGAUGUAAUCUUUGUAAAUCACUGUAUCACUGAAUGUAUUACUCAAUUCUUUAUAAUGUUGAUUUAUUAACAAAAACGUAAUGAGCACACUUGGGUUCAGUUUGAAUUACUUUAACAUAAAAAAAAUGACAAUCACAAAUUAAAUCACAAAUUCAUCAAUAUCGCAGUAUCAGCAUUUGCAGUUAAUUAAAAAUGAAAUUUAAUCAUCACAACAAAUUAGGGAAGGAUUUAAUUAGUAUAACCAGUGUUUUAUCUCUCAGCUUGUGUAUUUAACCUAUCAGAUGGAGACCUGGGUAUUAUGGUCAUGCUUUCAAAUGAGGCUUUAACCAGCUGUCAGCAAACCCCGGGCUGGUUGGUGAUAAUUGAAUUUAUAAAAACUGUUUUUUUGUAUUGGAGAAACAUGAUACAAACUGAGUUCAUGUGUAAAACAGAUUAACAAAGAAACUGGAUUAAUGUUUCAAGAAUACACUUGUUAAUAUUUGCUUAUUUACCCCCCACUUCUAAUUGAUAUCACACUGAUAGUACAAUGUUAUUACACAUCCUCUUUUCUUUAUUGUGUAGCCUAAAAGGCCACCUGAAGUGCAGUAAAGAUAAGAGAUUAGUUUUGUUCGAUUGGAGAGAAAUAUUCAUAAAGUUUCUCAAUUACAUUUUUAAUAGUAUUUACAUAUAAAACACAUUUUGUCUGGUCUAACUUCCUGUAUUUUUCCAUAUUUCAAAAAUAUAUCACAGAAAUAAAACAUAUUGUGAUGCCAGUUCAUCCUAAUACUGUGUCGCCCUGGUAACCGAUCAUAUUAAUACAGAAACAGCUGCGUUUGUGAAGACUGUGUGUAUGUAGUCCAAAACUGUCAGUCCUCUGGCUUGCACAAUUUUUUAUUUUCUCCCUGUAAAGAAAAACCUAAAGACAGUUCCUGACAUACCCAAGUCUAAUAAAACAAAUGUUUUCUCCAGAUAUUCUACAGAAGUAUUAGCAUACUCUGUGUUAUAUGAUUUUUAGAGACCUGACGUAAAUCUACCAAACCUGAAACAGAAGGAGGGCGAUGCUGCACAGCUGUCUGUAGUGACUGUUGGGUUUGAGUUGGUCGAAAAGAAGGAGACACAGAAAGAGAGAGAGAAAGAGAUGAGUUUGAAUAAAAAGAGCAACAUCAACAAGAGAUAAAACCGGUUAUUGACGGUAAUGAGGUAGCAGCAGUUAAAGUCUGUGUGAUAUUAACAGAAACAGGAAGUUAUGGUCAGUUUACUCCAUCGACUACUAUGAUAAGAAUAAUAUGGGGAAGGCUGAUGAUGUUGAUUUUAGCAGUUGGAGUGGAGCAGCUCCAAAAUGUACAUGAACAGCUUUGAUAAUGAUUAUAAAAGUUAGUCAGAUGAUAUACUUACAGUUCAAAUGCAGGAAUGUCCACAGGAACGAGGGGGCUCAAAAACCUCCUGCAGCAAAAAUACCCACCAGUCUGCAUAAAUGCUUUAAGAAACUACAGCCCUUUCCCUCCAAACCAGGUUCUUCAUUCAUAAAGAUUAGAAAAAAAUGGUAUAAUAGCAUAAUUCAUGUGAGCAAUCUGAGAAAUGAUCACGUUAUUUUUUGUCGUACUUAAAAAAGUCUCAGCUGAGCGGCGCUCACAUGCGCUUGGCUGCGGGUUUGUAUUGUAAUUCAUUCAUCGCCUAAAGGCUGGUGUUUUUCUUCAAUGCUAAUGCGGUUUAGCUGUUGAUUGGUCUGUCUGGACUCAGACUGGUGUAGUAAAUCAGCUCACAGGCUUUGCCACAGUUUGUGUGUCAGUGGGGCAGGUGUGUGUGUGCUUGUGUGUGUGAACUACAGGGUUAGAUUUAACUUCUUCUAAAUCUGGUUCAUGUGCUCUGCUCAGACGGAGGAGAAGACGGGAUGAUGGGGUUAACUGUGACUUGAUAUCUCCAUCUGACUGCAUGGACUGACAGCCUCCCCUGGUUGAUCUAGGAGGUCAUGGUUUUAGUAUUUCUGUCUAACCGCAGUCCAGGCUACAGAUGUUAAUGAGCCGUAGACCAUCCAGUGAUUUGCAUAGUCUUCUCUUUUGCUCUGUGCUGUUAGCUCGUGUUUGUGAGUUAGUUUUUUGCAUGUUUACCUUCAGCUUAUUUGACUGUUGAAGUAGAGAGUGGGUCGUGUGCCAGGGAACCAAGUCACAGAGUUGAUGACAUUAUCAGGAACCUUUUUCCCAUGACCAUUUGAUAGAAAGUCAACAAGACCAUCUAUGUGAACACCUCUGAAAUAUAUACUAUUAUAUUAUAAAACCUCCUCAUUGUGAGCUGAAAUCAGUGUGUAAAGCAUUUGAUUCAACUUCUGAUUUCAGUCCUGGAGUCGGUGCUGAAUUAAAGUGUUUUCCCCUGAUUCAUAAAUACUUCUGAGCCAAAGGUCCUGGAGCUGUUUCUUAUAUUUUCCCAGGCUGGAUGAGAUGGUAAAACCGUCACAUUUCAGGGUUUUAUUUCCCAGUCUCAUAUAGGGGGAGUGUGUUUUUUUCUGUGGUUGGUGAAGACCCCUUUGCAUGGUGGUUCCCAUGACUGUGCUAUAAGUAGCAACCUAUCAAUAAAGGCCGAGUUCCCUCGGUGACGGCCCUCAGAAUUCGACAACUAAGUGUUAGUUUUCUGGGGGUGUUUUUGUGAAUGAGGACCUAAAGGUUUGACAUUUUAGGCAUUUGCAAAAAUAUAAGAUUAGAUUGAUGUGUCAAAGGUUGAACAGCACAUUUGUCUUCAAGAUACUGUCCUUCUCUGCCAUCUCUCCAUGGAUUUCCACUGUUAGUUAAUUCUCUCUCUCCCUCUCUCUCUCUCCUUUCCUUCAGCUCUCUGAUUGGGUUGUCCAGCGGCGGGAUGGACCAACACACAAGUUCGAGCAAACGCAUUCGGAAGCCCUCCCUGCUGUACGAGGACUUCGAGAGCCCGUCUCUGCCGCACACGUUGCCCCAGGGGCCUCCCGCCCCCCCACAGCCCCCAGUGAAGGAUCCCAACCGGCUGGGUCGCAUGACCAACCAGCUCCAGUAUCUGCAGAGGACCCUGUUGAAGUGUCUGUGGAGGCAUAACUUUGCCUGGCCUUUCCACGAGCCUGUGGAUGCUUAUAGGCUUAACCUCCCGGUGAGUAAUGAGGCUCUGCACCAAUCAGACGUCACCUUUAACUUUGACUCGGCGUUGGUGCAAGUCUUGGCGGCUCCCGGGCUCAAAUGUCAAAGUAGAAAUGCCGUCCUUUUCAAAUUUGUAGUGAUUCUUAGUGCCGCAGGUGAAGUUGCUUUCUCACUCCUCCUGUCGACCUUUUCUCUUCCAGGAUUAUCAUAAAAUUAUCAAGCAGCCGAUGGACAUGGGCACCAUCAAAAAGCGACUCGAGAACAACUUCUACCGCAGUGCCAGUGAGUGCAUACAGGAUUUUAACACAAUGUUCACCAACUGCUACAUUUACAACAAGGUAGGUUGACAGAGGAGCAGAAACUGUAGACAGAGAUCUGUUUUUUUUAACCUUUUAUUGUCCCCUUGUCUCCGUCCUCAAUGUUUUCACCCUAUUUUUACGAUCACAUUAAACAUUUCAGGGACCCUUUCACAGCAGUGACAGCAGGAGUUGUUGUAGACAAAGUUUUUAUUAAUCUGAGAGAAAAAGGUCAAGACCAAAGAAGUGUUCUAGCAAAAAAGAAAAGUGUUUGUUUUUUAUUUCUCAAGAGGAAAUAUCCGUCUAACAGAAACUCUGACAUGUGCUGACCUGUGGACACUGUACAGCUGCUGCGGUUUAACAUUUGAGGCGAGAGCGAAAAUGAAAACACAUCCAACUGUUGUGGAUCAAACUGCUGCUGAAAAUAAGGAUGAUUUAUUACAAACUUCCUCCUCGUCGGACUAAAACCUCUUUAAACGACGAUCAUUCAUCAUAGCUGAGGGUGUUUAACCCUUCGUUGACUCUUCAGACCUCAUAACUCACACAUUAGUUGUUGAACAUUUCACGCUGAGUUUUGAACGCUGGUAGGGAUGUGAACGUUAAUUAAGUGUAGAGGUGUGUUCGUGUGUUUUAUAUACUGAACUGUUUUUGGUACGGCUCUUUUGAUCAUCUGUGUGCUGUAAACUCAGACUGAUCGUGUGUGUGUGUGUGUGUGUGUGUGUGUGUGUGUGUGUGUGUGUGUGUGUGUGUGUGUGUGUGUGUGUGUGUCCGUCCUUGUGAGGAGCGUGUGACUGUUUGGUACAAAUUGUGUAUUAUUUAACCCUCAUGUGGAGAGCAGCCCUCUGAAGUUAGCCCACCCAGUGGAAAAUCUGCCCACAUUUGGUGCUUGGCAGUGAUAAUUUUAGACCCUACAUUGUUCUGUGUGUUUUUUUUUUCUCUCUUUCACUUUCAUUUUUUUGUUUUCAUGAGUUAGAAAAGAAAUCUGAGCAGACCCUCCAGUCCGACCUGUUAGUGCUGUACUUUAAAAGAUAUGAUAUGUCACAGUCAUGUGUGUUUUUUUACAUAAAAUACUGUAAAUGUUUAUAGAGGUCGCUCCAAACAGAGUUAUGGGAAGUUGCCGCCACCCUCCAGACUCUUGAUUUGAGCUGAAACCAGCAGCCCUGCUCAUAAAUCUGAAAACCUCCCGGCUGUUAUCAGGCUCUGUCGUCACUGACAUGAACACAGACCCCACCUGUAGCAUUGUUUGAGGAGAGUUAAGACAGAGGCAAAUGAGUUCAGGGUUUUUAGAUAAAUGCGUUUUUUGGUUUUGGGUGGAAACCUACAAAGUCAUGACUUGGAAAACAAGGAGAAAGUCUGAUUAUAACUGAUUAUAAUCUGUGAGCCGCAGUGUCAGAUGAGACUGUGUCUGCCGUUUACAUUUUAGUUAAAAUAGAUCAGAGUAAAAGAAGGUUAGUGUCUUGAUAAUCAGGCGUAACAUUAAACAUUUCCACUUUCAUCCAUUUGUUUCCCUUUUUUGAGUUUUUCUGCUCAAAGUCUCAAAAGUGAAAACAUUUUGGUUUUUGCUUUUUACUGUUUCGUGUUUCAAGUGUUGAUGUUCUGCCAGUUAUUACAGUAAAUACUAAUGAAAUAUAAGUGAUUUCUGGAGCAUGUUUUGCCUUUUACUUUGUUACACUGUCGAUGAUUUGGUUUCCCUGGUAGCCGACAGACGACAUCGUGCUGAUGGCCCAGUCCUUAGAGAAGAUCUUUCUCCAGAAAGUGGCUCAGAUGCCCCAGGAUGAAAUCGAGCUGCCUCCCCCGACUCCAAGAAACAAGAACAGCAGAGGACGGGGUCGCAAAACCUGUGAGUUUCUGACUGACUGUUUUAUCAGCAGCACUGAUGUCAGACGCUACUUUGACUGUCUGUCAUCUCUGCUGUUGCUCAUGUUGAUAUUAAUGUUUCAGCGUCGAGGGCUCAGCAGGUGCCAGCAGUGUCCCAGUCGGCCUACUCCCCUUCUUCCUCGGACACCGGAGACUCGAUGCUCGCAAACUCUCCUCAGACCGUGCUGACCAAAAGUCUGCCUCCGGCGAACAUCAUGGGCCUUCCUCCGACACAGCCGACAACAAAGGUAAACCCUGAAAGAUCGAGAACUCAGGACGAUGUUUAAUCUGUGAGGACGUAUCUGAAGUGAUAUUCUCUACUCUAAGCAGCGUAAGAUAAGACCUACACUCUGUUUACUCACAGAAAAAAGGAGUGAAGCGUAAAGCGGACACCACCACCCCCUCCAACAUGGGCCUGUCUGUGGGUAUGGCAGGAGGGACGCACAUGGUGGGCUUGGGGAAAGGAGGCCACGGGGGCCAAGUCCACGACACUUCCAUGCACUCCAUCUCCUCCAUGGGGGGCAUGAGCUUAGACACCCCACCUGGCAUGGGCCUGGUCAGAAGCCCCGGGGGUCCUGUCCUGCUCCAGCCUAUGAUGGCAGGAACCGGGCGCAGAGUGGGAAGCGGGCGCCCCAUCAAACCCCCCAAGAAGGACUUACCAGAUUCUGUACAGCCUCUGCCCUCGAGGAAGGGCAAACUGAGCCCUCAGCUGAGGUACUGCAGCGUGCUGCUCAAAGAAAUGCUGUCGAAGAAACACGCGGCGUACGCUUGGCCUUUUUACACGCCUGUGGACGCCGCCGCUCUGGGACUGCACGACUAUCACGACAUCAUCAAGUGUCCCAUGGACCUCAGCACCAUCAAGGUGACUCUUUAAAGACGACUGAAACAGGCCCCUCUGUGUUUGUGAUGAUAAGUAUUGUUAUGAUCAAAUCAGGGUCUGUUUGUCAGCUCCGAGUCAAAUAUUCUGGUUUAACCUUGUAGUUUGUUUUUCUUCUCGCAGAGGAAGAUGGACUGUCGUGAAUACAGGGACGCACAGCAGUUUGCGAGUGAUGUCAGGCUAAUGUUCUCAAACUGCUACAAGUACAACCCGCCUGAUCACGAUGUUGUUGGCAUGGCACGCAAGCUGCAGGUGAGCACAGCUGUUCAGUCCUCGUCCAAUCAGCAGAUGAGGAUUUUUUUAACUCCUUAAUUUUGUCUCUUUUUGUGUCGCAGGAUGUGUUUGAGUUCCGCUUCGCUAAGAUGCCGGAUGAGCCGCUUUUGGAUCACACCAGCAUGUCUAUGAGCGUCCAUCCAACAUCCUCCUCAUCCUCGUCUUCGUCCUCCUCGUCCUCCUCUUCCUCCACAUCAGAAAGCGAGCCCAGCAGUGAGAGCGAUGAGAGCGAGAGCAGUCCAAACUCAGACAGCGAGGAAGAGCGAGCGCAUCGUUUGGCCGAGUUACAGGACCAGGUGUGUACUCAGGUAAGACGGCCAGAACUGCUCAUUUAAACAGAUUCACUCCAGAGGAAAAAAAACAGGUUUUUGCAACAAGAUCUCAUUGAUUUCUUUUCGCACAGCUCAGGGCCGUGCAUGAGCAGCUGGCCGCCCUCUCCCAAGGCCCCAUCGUCAAGCCCAAGAAGAAGAAAGACAAGAAGGAGAAAAAGGAGAAGAAGAAAAAGAAAAAGCUGGACAAGCGGAGCCGAACGGGCAGGAGCAGAGCCGGCUCUGAGGAGUGGAAGAUGCCCGGCAAGAUCCUGAAAACAAAGUCGGCCAGCAAGUCCCAGCCCAAGAAAAACCAGGGAAAGAAGAGCAACAAGAACAGCAAGUGAGCGAAAUGAUUAUGUGGAUAUUUUCUCUUUCUUUAUUUCUUUAUUUAAUCGUGUGUACAAUAUCAGGCAGCUGAGAACAAGAAGUGUACGCUCUGAUUUAUAUGUUCUUGUUUCUACAGAAACACAAAGAAGCCGUUCUAUCCUCCUCUGCCCACCUCCAUGCUGCCACACUACGACUCGGAGGAGGAGGAGGAAAUCGUGCCCAUGUCGUACGACGAGAAACGCCAGCUGAGCCUCGACAUUAACAAGCUCCCGGGGGAGAAGCUUGGCCGCGUGGUGCACAUCAUUCAGUCCAGAGAGCCGUCACUGAGGGACACCAACCCCGAAGAGAUCGAGAUCGACUUUGAAACACUGAAGCCGUCAACACUGAAAGAGCUGGAGCGCUACGUCAUGACCUGCCUGAGGAAGAAACCCCGCAAGCCGUUCACUGAUCAAGGUAAACAAACGCAGACCUGUCGAGUCUGGACUAAUGAUGUGUUUUCAUGAACAUCUGUGUGUGUGUGUGUGUGUGUGUGUGUGUGUGUGUGUGUGUGUGUGUGUGUGUGUGUGUGUGUGUGUGUGUGUGUGUGUGUGUGUGUGUGUGUGUGUGUGUGUGUGUGUGCUGUUAGCAUGACUGACUUUUACAGGAGAAGUUAAUCAAUAUCAUGCAGCCGUCUUUACGAAGGUCGGCACUUCGACAUGUUAAAGUUAUUCUGAUGUGAUUGAUGAUGAAACUGCAGCUUUGAGCAGCUCUGUGAGGAUUUGCUCUGAGAGUCUGUGGACUCUUUGGUUCUUUCUGCUGCACAGACAUUAACACAGAGCUCAGGCACUUCAGGAUCAAUGUUUAUCUUCUGUAUGCAUGUCUGUUUGGCGAUGGCACAUUGAUAAACCCUCCAGAGACUCCAACAUUUACCAUAAAACCUGGAUUUGUCUUCCUAACUGUGGUCACUUGCUUCUUACAGCGCCAUCUGCUGGGCAAUACAUGAACAAAAUAAAAUACUUCUAUAUAUUCUAUAAGAUGCAGCAUAGGUGACAAAAAGGUUUUAAAAAUGUGUCUUUUUCACUAGAUUUACAGUAAAUGUCUCGUAUGGAGGGGUUCAGCUAAAUCUGGUUUCAGUCAAUCACUGAAGCAGCAACAAUAAAUGUGAAAUCUGAUCAUUAAGGACAAAGUCAAAAACUGCAUCAGAACAAAAUAAAGAGGAAAACAGAAGAAGACGCUCAGCAACAUAAAUAUGUAACUCAAGCAGCUGUUAGCAAACAAAAGCAUCACAAGCAGACGGAUUUAGGAAACGUUGAUAAUGUGAAAACAGAUCAUCUUCAUCUGAAGGACGGGACACUGAGUGAAGGAAACCAAGAACUUCUUUUUUCUGAGAUAGUUCCUCAUCUUGAUGUCAGUUUGGUAUUUUUCCACGACUACUUAGUUUAAAGUUAUGAACACAGAGUUACACCAAAUAAACGAACUUGUAAUAUAUGUCAUUUUAGAUCGUUAAUGCACAUGAAUUGUAUGCUGCUCAUGUCUUUUUCAGUUAUUUGAGGGAAAGUUUUCCUCCUUAUUAAUUCCUGCAACAUGAACUCUUUAAGGCUAAAACAGUCAUGUUAAUUCUGCUGGUAUAUGUAGUAUAGAAACAGAGUAAACAGAGUUCUUCUGCUAAGAAAGUUCGCUAAAGCUUGUUUGAACGAGUUAAAGCAGGUGCAGCGUAGAAAUGUUUUACAGCAUUCCUGCUGAGAUGGUGUUAUUACCAAAAUGUAACAAAGGCAUCACGAUGUUUGAGGAAAAAUUCAGCUCCAAUCAGCAGCUUUGACAAGACUGAACAUCCAGAGAUCCACAACAGUCAGUCAGUUAAUGAGGGAUGUAAUUAUAGUGUUUCUGAGCAGAGCAGCUUUUGUCAUUCAAAGAUGACAUUAGGAUGGAUUCAGAGAUCUCAAACACACUCAGGCAGCCGGUAACAUCCUGGUUCAGUUACAGUCUGUAUGUUUGUCCCAAAGUUUUUGAAACACACCUUUAAAUACUGGGACAGACGAGGAUAUGAUCUGAUGGUUUGUAACAUGUUUUUUGUUGAUUCAUGUGCAGCAGGAAAGAAAGGCAGCGUAGGAAAGUCAAAAGAGGAGCUGACUCUGGAGAAGAGGAGGGAGCUGGAGAGGAGGUUACAGGACGUGAGCGGGCAACUUAAUUCUGUAAAGAAACCGGCAAAACCUAAAGGUGAGCGCUCAUGUUUGAUUUAUCCUUGUGCACAUGAAUAUUUCUGUCUCUCUGUUUCCUCUGAACACCGUCUUCUUGUCCUCCCUUCAGCGGAGAAGCCCAGCGCUACAGAGACUCACACGGCGCCCUCUCGCCUCAGCGGCAGCAGCUCCAGCUCCGACUCCUCCUCGUCGUCCUCUUCCUCCUCGUCCUCUGACACCAGUGACUCAGACUCGGGUUGAAAUCGUCACAGUGGCUCAGAGUGAAAUUCACUAAUAACUCAGGGACUUGGGCUGGCCCAGGACACAACACACCCUGAAACAGUAGUGGGCUGAGGAAGAAAUUACCACGGCGAAGAAGUAGAAAAAAAAGAAAAACACUCCAAGAGGACUAGUUAAAAAUGUUUGAAUGUGGGACUGAGGGAUGUGAAACAUCGUCUCUGUGGAUAAUCAUCAAUCCUAAACACUAAAUGCCUUGGUUUCCCCUCUUCUUCCCUUUUGUAAAUACUUGUACAAAUUUAUGUUUCUUUUAUAAAGAAGAAUUUUAUGGUGAUCCCCCAAAGAGGGAAGCAAAGUAAUAAGAGGAUGUGGAAAGACGGGCCUUACUCCAAAUCCGUUUUGGCUGGCCUUAACGCUGCGCAGUGAGGGAAUGGAAGAGUUUAUUUAUUUGUUUUCUUCGGCUACAUUUCCUCUCGUCUUACUGGAAUUUGAACCAGCAACCUUACGCUCACAAGCCUUGCUUUUUUUCCAACAUCUGCCGCACUUCAUUUUAGAUCCACCCCCGGAUUAGCCUUAAUCACACAGACGGUUUGAUUGGCAACUACCUGGAAAAAUACAAACACUCUUGUCUCUCUCAUGUUCACAGGUGUACCAGCAUCUCCUCUGCUAGUUUCAGGUCAGAGUCAGCUUCAGUUCGAGCUCUGGAUGAUUACUUUUUAUGUUUACAAUCUCUGAUCCCGCUGUAAAAUCUCAGUGAGGGUUUUGGGGACACCCUGCAGUCUGUUUCUUUUUAAAGUUCAUUCAGUUGUACAGUAUAGAAAUAAGCUGAAAUGUUAUGAUAAGGUUUGCAGUAAUGGAUAUUCUCCUUCAGUUUUAACAAAUCUUAGACACACUUUUCCCCUUAAAGCCCAUCAGCCAAUUAAAAACAGACUAGUCUGAAAACCUCCUCUAGUCCAGGGCCUGUUUCUGUAUCUCUAAAAACCAGUUCUUCCUCUUUAGCUUUAAUAAUUCUUCCACAUUUCUCUGCGUUCGGUAGGUCUGGACUAAAAGAGUUCAUCUGGAACACACGGUUGAAUGUUAUCUGAUGACAAUAAUGGUUUCUGAUGACUACAAUAAUAACACAAGCAGGUCGGAUGUUAUGUCUGUUCUUUGAGGACAUCUGUAGCACAAGCCAGCGAAGGUUUCUGAGAGAAAUCUUGAGCUGCUCGGCACUUACUGGAACAAAAAAAAGUGACGUUACAGGGUUCCUGAAGAGAGCGACGGUCUUCACUAUGGUUUUAUAGUCGAAGCUCUUGUUGAAUGUUCAGUGAAAGAUUAUAUGCUUGUAUAUACUUAAACUAUAUUUGCUGUUGCACAAACUAUUGUAUUCCUGCUGUUCGGUCUUUCUGUUCUCUUCAGUUGUCUCGUUCCCCUUUUUUUUCUUUUCUUUUUUUUUUUAUUUUGCUUUUAACCCGGUUACUUCUCAUUCCAGUUAACAGUCUUAGUUGUUGCCUGAAGAGCGUUCACACGAGCAUCGCUGCCUCUGGUCAAGCAGGUUGUUGUCUCUCAGAGGCAAACCUUUUCAUUUGACAGGUGUGUUGAUUAAAAAUACUCUCUUCUGUAGAAACGACCUGAGUUGUGUCUGUUUGUGUGGGACCGGAGUGAGUCGGUGAGUAACGGGUUCAGUCACAGUUUAGCA